Molecule: messenger RNA, 1510 nt
Organism: Monosiga brevicollis MX1
Lineage: Eukaryota; Choanoflagellata; Craspedida; Salpingoecidae
Exons: 5
Coding region: 1-1227 (408 amino acids)
Biological process (GO): protein phosphorylation; intracellular signal transduction
Cellular component (GO): cytoplasm
Molecular function (GO): ATP binding; protein serine/threonine kinase activity
Source: RefSeq, a predicted model, not a curated record
AUGGCCACUUCGACUUGGGUCAGCCCGGUGCUCAGCCGCAAGUAUGAGAUCAGUCGCGCUCAAGGUCAACUCGGAGAAGGUGCUUUCGCCACCGUUUACCCAGCAGUGCACCGCCUGACUCGGUGUCCUGUGGCCAUCAAGGUUCUUAACAAGGCCAGGUUGCGCGCCGAUGAUGAGAUCCGCAGCGCUGCCCUCGAGGCCUACUGCCUGCGCGUCGGCACUCACGUUCCCUUUGCCAUUCGUCUGAUCGAGUGGCUCGAGGAUGAUUUUCACGUCUUCUUUGUGCUUCAGCUUGCACCCGGUGGCGACCUCGCCACCCGCCUUGACGAAGUCCACCGCCUGCGCGAAAAAGACGCCCGCCGUCUCUUUGCCCAGUUGGCCCUGGCCGUGCAGGGAUUCCACCGCGCUGGCUUGGCGCUCCGUGAUCUCAAGGCUGACAACGUUCUUCUGCACGGCGAUAACUGCUGUCUCAUUGAUUUUGGCCUGGCUGCGCCCAGUGCCGAUGACAGCGCGCCUGUCAGUGCUACCGGUUGUGGUACGCGCAGCUACAGUGCUCCAGAAGUCAGCUACAAUUCCACUUACAACCCUCGCAAGGCUGAUGUCUAUAGUCUCGGGGUCAUACUCUUCCUCAUGGUCGCGGGCGAUUUUCCCUUUGACUUGGCGGGCGAAGACGAGGAUCAGGCCUCGCUCACUUCCCUUCAACGCGAUGAGUUGGAGCAGCGGGAUGCUAAGAUGCGGCGGGCUCGGCGUCGCCUACAUGUGCAAUUUCCGCCGUGGAUCUCCGUCGACCUGGAGCGCCUCUUACGGCAAAUGCUCGAGUUUCAACCCGAGGCUCGACCAACGAUCGACGUUGUCUGUGAACACGUCUGGUGUCGCAAAGAGAUUGAUCUGCAAGAGGCUGCCUGGGACAAGCAGCUCUGCGCUGCCCGCGCCCAGGCGACGCGACGACUUGGCGAGUUGUGCGGUGUCGACGAGGCAGGAAUAUCGGCCUAUCUAUCUCAGCGUAAGCAUGAUGACUUGUUUGCGGCCUACAACUGCCUCAAGGCACAUGCGCUGUAUCACUCUGGCGUGCCCAAGAGUGAGCGAGGCUCCAACCCUCACUUGCCACUCCCGCCUCUGGCAGCGUAUGCUGAUCUGUCGAAUGGGGUCACGGAGGCCAAGCCUCCAUGCGAUGAGCCAUGGCUUUCGGCAGCUGCUCUAGAGGCUAUUCGAGUCUGCACCUGCUAGGGCAUUCGGAGAAUUGCCCAGUUGAGGGUGAGUGCUUGACCUUGACCCACAGGAAGCGGUAAAAAGCCUGGCCUCCUCUUUGUGGGCAAGUCUUGAGCCAAGCUGAGCUUGGCUCCUUUCCAUCUUGGUGCAGCACCAAGGUGGCUCUUUGGUUUCAUGGACUGCGCGUGUAAUCAGCGUCCGGUCCACCUUGAUUUUGCACCCGUUUGAGUGAAUUGUUUCCCUCGGGACACAAGAGUUAAAAAUCAUUAUUGUUUUGACGUGCAAUCGAAUUUGAAACGUG